UUGUAUUUCUAAAAUAAAACUUCCUACUUAAGCAGCUCUUCAAAUCUCUGAUUUUUGUUUUUACUUCAAUAAAUAUUUGGGAUUUUCUUCUCGACUUCGUGAUUAUCGUUUCAUAUUUGGAAUGGGAAGUUUUUGAGUAACGGAUUAAGGUAAAAUUUCAGUUUCGGGUUUUACUGGGAUUUUUGUUUUUUAAAAAAAAGGGUAAAAGAAACGAUAUGGCACCAGCUACUAACUGGCUUUCCUUUUCACUAUCUCCAAUGGAAAUGUUGAGGUCAUCUGAAUCUCAGUUCAUGUCUUAUGAAGGCUCUUCUACUGCUUCUCCUCACUAUUUGAUCGAUAACUUCUAUGCUAACGGCUGGGGAAACUCGAAGGAAGCACAAGUAGCAACAACAAUGGCGGAGACUUCCAUUCUCACAAGCUUUAUAGACCCAGAAACCCAACACCAUCAUGCGCCUAAACUUGAGGACUUUCUUGGCGAUUCAUCAUCCAUAGUUCGCUACUCAGAUAAUAGCCAAACAGAGACUCAGGACUCAACUUUGACUCACAUCUAUGAUCAGGGCCCUGCUGCUUACUUCAAUGAGCAACAAGAUCUUAAAGUGAUUGCUGGGAUUCAAGCUUUUUCAACCAACUCGGGUUCGGAGGUUGAUGACUCGGCCUCAAUGGCCCGGACUCAGCUUGGUGGCGGUGAGUUUGUGGGCCACUCAAUUGAAUCGUCUGGAAACGAGUUGGGUUUCUCUAGUUGCACUGGUGCAAAUAAUGCUUUGUCACUCGCGGUUAAUAAUAAUAAUAAUCAGAGCUCUGCAGAGAAAUCUAUUGUUCCUGUUGAAUCUGAUUGCCCUAAAAAGAUUGCUGAUACUUUUGGCCAAAGAACUUCAAUUUACAGAGGAGUUACUAGACACAGAUGGACAGGUAGAUAUGAAGCGCAUCUAUGGGAUAACAGCUGUAGAAGAGAGGGUCAGGCCAGAAAAGGGCGUCAAGUAUACCUAGGUGGAUAUGAUAAGGAAGAAAAGGCAGCCAGAGCUUAUGAUUUAGCAGCUAUGAAAUAUUGGGGCCCCACUGCAACUACCAACUUCCCUGUUAGUAAUUAUACCAAAGAAUUGGAAGAGAUGAAAUAUGUGUCCAAACAAGAAUUCAUAGCUUCACUGAGGAGGAAGAGUAGUGGGUUUUCAAGGGGAGCCUCUAUAUACAGAGGUGUUACAAGACAUCAUCAACAAGGACGUUGGCAAGCUAGAAUCGGUCGUGUUGCUGGAAACAAAGACCUUUACCUUGGCACAUUUGCCACUGAGGAAGAAGCGGCUGAGGCAUAUGACAUAGCAGCCAUAAAGUUUCGGGGUAUGAAUGCAGUGACCAAUUUUGAGAUGAGCCGGUAUGAUGUUGAAGCUAUCAUGAAAAGUGCUCUCCCCAUAGGUGGGGCCGCGAAGCGCUUAAAGCUCUCACUAGAAGCAGACCAGAAACCAACACUGAACCACCAUGAACAACCUCAAGGCAGCAGCAAUAGCAGCAACAAUAUCAGUUUUGCUUCUAUUCCACCAGUCUCAGCUAUUCCUUGUGGUAUCCCUUUUGAUAACACAACAGCACUCUAUCAUCACAACCUCUUCCACUACCUUCCAUCCGGUAAUAACUUGGGUGGAACCGAUUCUUCUGGCUCCACCUCAUCGAUGGGGAUUCCAAUGACUACAUUGCCUCAAACAGCUGAGUUUUUUAUAUGGCCUCACCAAUCUUAUUGACCAAAGCAGUUUUGACUAAAGAAAUUUGGCUAACAUGUAGCGAAAGCAGCCAUCUUCUGGCUGGAAAACAUUGCUGACUGUCUUACCUUUAAUGUAGCUCUUAAUUAACCAUGGCAGUAGUAGGAAAGACAAGACAGGAAGUUUUUAUGUUUUAUUGUUUUCCUUUUUGGCGUUUAAUGGACGGCUAAGGUGCAAGUUACAGUAGGAUGCUGGAUUUUGUAAGUAACUUCUCUUAAUAUGUUGUCUAGAUGAGACAUGUUGAAUGAUAGGGGCAUUUAGUUGCGGAAAGGUUCAUUGUCUUCCAAUUUACCAGCCUUGGAGUUGCUCAAUCUUCACAGAUCAAACAUGUUAGAGGAAUUGGCUAUUCCAUUCCAUUUCUCUCUGUUUCCCAA
Molecule: messenger RNA, 2119 nt
Organism: Jatropha curcas
Lineage: Eukaryota; Viridiplantae; Streptophyta; Magnoliopsida; Malpighiales; Euphorbiaceae
Source: RefSeq, a predicted model, not a curated record